GAAACCUCUUUAUAAGCACAUACGUGUACUCGAUACUUCACGCAUCAUGUUUUUCUCUUAUUUUUCCAUAAUAGAUGACAAAAACAUUUCGAGGACAGUCUGCGUAAAUAUCAUAAAAAUGCACACAUCGAGAAAAACAUUUACGUAACUCUUCAUGCUAUUAACUUACAAAAAUAUUUAUAACUCAAGAACGAUUGAGCUUUCGAUCUGUAACUUACUAAGGUUUUUUUUUUUACUUCGUAUGAUGUGUACUACUCACCAUAUAAAUAUGAAAUAGUUUUCUUUGAACAUCCCGUAUGCGAUUAUUAAGCAGAAUAAAACGACCUUUCACAGAGAUUUAAUAAAUCAUCGAGUCUCGUGUAAUCAGAACUUCACAUUUCAUGCCCAUUUUCACGGAAAACGAGAUCUAUCAGUGAUAAGGCGCAAUAAUUUCCUACGUAUCUACUGUAGCAAAGUGAUAAUAGCAGAUACGAUAACGAUAGAUCCGAUAACGAGAAAGUCGUCGCAUCGCAUUCUAGCAAUUUGGAUAGUUCGGCGUACGCGCAACUAGCCGAUUAUUAUCAAUACCGAGUAUUGUUACGAUAAUACCUGUAAUCAAACGGGACGUGUUCAAUAGAGUGCUACUCGCGAUGCAGUUUAUAUCUCUCGGCAAUGCCCGGGACGUUUUCGUCGACAGUAGACGUCGCUCGCGAAUCUUGUCUCGGUAAGAUCGCUUUCGUCCGAUGCGUCAAAGUGAAGUUCUAGUUUCGCCUCGCUUACCUUCAUUCGCGCCUAGACCGUCUCUUUAAACUUUCCUCCGCGAUUUCAAAAUUGAUGCAAAAAACUUGUGCGUAUCGGAUGACCAAAGAACGUGCGUGUCUUUAAAGAGUUAUAAACGCUUACCGCACGAUCGGAACAGUUUAACGUUAUACGUUUAUAAAAAAAUGUGAUAGAGUAGAAUAAUCAAUUUACAGAUAUUUUUCUGUCAAUUAUCCCUUCGAACAUCAUUUUUACAUCUCUUGCUUGCGACUAGCAUUUAAAAUAUUCGGAACGAAACGUCGGGAAGAACAAGCUACUUAAGAGAAUUCUCCCUCUCUUCCUUUCCUCGUUGAAUUCGAUACGGCGCUCUCCUGAUAGAAAGAAAAAACAGAGCGGAACGGGAUGCGCAAGACGGGUGUGAUAAACUUGCGCGUGUAUCGAUCAGCUAUAGUGAUGCCGUAGAGUUCCUUCUAGGCGAAUCCCCAGGACGCAUCAUGUCCUGCUUCGACACCCUCUUCUUCGGCACCGACCGCACCGGCGCCAUCGAAUUCAGGCUGCUCGGCAGGGAUAGAAUCGAGGACGCCCUAAUCGUGCAGCAGGACUCCAUGCGGCAGGAGUGCAUCGCGAUCGGUAUGGGUAUGUACGAGGAUCCCGGCGCUCCCGAAGAGAUGCAACUGGUCUUCAGGGAGGUCAUUAAGGACGGGUGCACGAUGAUCGCGGUCGAUCGAUCGGACCGCGUUGUCGCCGUGGCGUUCAACAAGUUACACAGGCCUCCUCAGCCGGAAGAAAUGGAUGCCUUUGGAUUUUUCAUAGAAAACAACAUUAAGCAUCGCUCGUGUCGGAAUCUGAUUGAGUUCAUCGAUGACGUAGAAUCGCGAGUAGACGUCUUUCAGAAGUACAACGCACGAGGCGCGAUGGAAAUUUUCUACAUAGGUACGGAUCCAAAGUAUCAGGAGCGUGGUAUCGGUCGGGAGAUCACGGAGAAGAGCUUGGAGAUGGCGCGGGGCUUGCACGCCAGGAAGCUAAAGCCGAUUUGCGUGGCCGACGAAAUCGUCAAAGAGCACGUACGACCAGAAGUGGUUUUCGCUGUCGCUGCCUCGACAUUUAGCCAACGAAUCUUCGAAAAACUGAACUUUGAAACGCUCGCCGAGGUACAGUACAAGGAUUACGUACGUGGUGGCAAGAGGAUGUCCGACAGAAUAGGCCACGUGCACAAAACGGCCGUAUUAACCGCCCAAAAGCUUUGAGAAUAUCGGUUUUUAUUCUGGAUCUCACUUAAAAUAAAGUCGCAUUUAUGUCAAAGAAAAGGCAUUGGUAUUUAAAAUUUGCUCUAACGAGAGGGAAAGAUUAAGUUCCUAUAAUCACAUCAAGAAUUCCUAGAAUAUUAUACGAAUAUUAUUAAAAAUUAAAAUAAUAUUAAAAUAAUAUUCUGAAAAUAUUAUUCCAAGAAUAUAAUAUUUUUUUAAUAUUACAGGAGUAUUGUAUUAUAUGUCCGCUUUGUAUAAUAUCCGUGGUAUAUUAUGUCAAUAUCCGAGGAAUAUUAUGAAAAUGUUCUGCGAAUAUUAUUUUUGUUAAAAAAUUAAUGUGAAUUAUUAUGCCUAAAAUAUUCAUAAACUUUAUAAUUAUUAUGUUUGAAAGUUAUAAUGCUCCCGGUAAUUUAAAGUAUUAAAGUAAAUAUUUACUUCUCAUAUAAUGAUCAUAUAAUAUUAUCAAGAGUGGACAUGUAACCACUUUUUAUUAAUAUUAAAUAAUAUUUCAAGAAUAUUAUUUAAUAUUAAAUAAUAUUGUAGCGCUCAUAGGGAUAGUAUUAUACAUGUUGUAUAAAAAUAAUUUAGACAGCAUGUUGUAACGUCGUUAAUAGAAUGUAAUACGAUGUUAUACAAAAUAAUACAUUAGUACUGUUACAUAUGAGCGCAUUAAUCAACUUAAAAUUAGUACUAAAGUUAAAAUAUAUAAUAUAUAUACACAUAAUUAUUAAUAGAUUAAUAUUAUAGAGAGGUUAUAAAAUAUUUAUAUCUAUAUGCACAAAAGAGUCGGUGAAAAUGAAGCUAGCUGACUAUUACGCGUUUAUUGCUAUGCAAAUUGUAAAAACUGUAUUGAAAAUUACAUCUUUGUUAAUCAGCUUCAUAACAAUUAUACCAAGAACACUGUCUAUUUCCUCACUAAUUUUUUUCCUACACUGUAAAACGAAUUUGUAAAAUUGUUCGAACGGGUGUAAACAUUAUUGUACACAUCUCCGUUAUAAAUUAUACAAUUUUUACACUCUUUUUUACAGUGUACUGAUUGUAAGACAGAGAAAGAUUUAAUUAAUCCAAUUAAUUAAAUUACUGCCAUUAUAAAUUAUACAAUUUUUAUGCUUUUUUUCACAGUGUACUGAUUAUAAGACGGAGAAUGGUUUAAUUAAUCAAUUUAUUGCUAGCUGGCGCUGUCAAAAUUAAUUUUAACUAAUGCAAAUUUUUCGGAGAGGAAAAACGAUGUAACAAAGAUUUUUUAUAUAAGUAUAUAUGUAUAUAUAUAUAAGUAUGUUAGCACAUUUAAUAUAUCAUAUCCACGUCCGCAACAAAACACUCACAAUAGCAAUACCGUGCAGACAACAUUACAAUUCUGAGCGAAGCUUCUCAUCUCGGUGUAUUAUCACCCAUAAAAUUACGCGCAACGUGACGCGACGUGCAUCGUUAACAAAUCUCAAGCGUAAUAUCGACAAGCAGCGCACAUUAUCCGCGACAGUUUACAACGUCUCGAUCGAGCCGCGAUUAUCGCGAUUACGUUUACAGAUGCUUCGGCAAUGCUGCGGAAGACGACAACAAUCAUAUACGAAUAAUGCAAUGUUAGCUUCCGCGGCUUUUUGUGCGGUUAUUAACGCGUUUACUAUAACCGACGACGGAAUCACUGUGUAGAAAUGAUUAACCUAUUGCUUACAAUAUUUGUUCUCUAUGCUUGAGAGUUACUAUUAACGGUCACGUCUUUUUUUUUUCUAAAUGUAUUAACGCGUGUCUUUUCUCUGAAGGCUUUACGAUCGGAACUUUGCGCGAUGAUUAGAAAGACACAGUGCAUGGGAUUAUUAAUAAAAUCGCAUUAAAGCGUCGAGAUCUGAAGGGAAUGUCAUAUGAGACACACUCGCCUAUUGCUACUCUGACGUCGAAGAAAACUUGCCAUUCUCAAUUUCUUUAUAACGCUUUUCGUAAUAUUUUAAUGUUCAUAAAAACCUUUCUGUACAAGUUACGAAAAGAAAAAAAUAUUAAUAAUUUGGUAAGAUGUGUAUAAGAAAUAAAAGUGAUAUGUUAUUACUGCUAUUAAAAUUGUGGAUAAAUGAUUACUUCGUCAUACAUUGUUUUAUAAUAAAUAUUAUCCAAAUCUUUUGCUUUUCUACGAAAAAGAGCUUUUCAUAGAAAUUAGUACGGAUAUUAAUCAGAAGCAUUAUGACUUUGUGCAAAGCGCAGGUACACAUUAUCGACGAGAUCAACAAUUCUAAUUUGUAAAAUAAUUUACAAUACUUUCUAACUUCCAGCAACUUUUUUAUCAAUUUUACUUUAACAUGACGCAUUGGGAGACAUGCAGGCGAAACUAUUGCAUCACAAUGGAAUACAUCAAAAUCGAAAGUUAUAUUUGUAUGAAAGUAAUAUGUUUUUGUUGUUAAAUCAAACAUGACUUUCAUGCAGAAUCAUGACGAGAAUAAGCAAAUACAAUUUAAUUAUUGUAUUUCAGUGUUUUUCAAUUGUGUAGAGUCAAAUGAACAACUAGAAUUUCGCAUCUUCUUUUCAGUCUCGUUACCGGAAUCGAAUGAGGACGAAUGGAGGGAACAUUGAGUGUAGCAAUUUUUCAAAUUGCGCUUCAAUUCCUUUAUCUGAACUCUUGUAUAUAUAUAGAGUACGUUAAUUAUGUGACGUAUGUAUAUAUAUAUAUUGGCAUCUAUAAAUAAAUUAUAUCUCUAUGCUACACGCCGCAUACUUGUUCACGAAUUAACAAAUAUAUAUAUAUAUAUAUAUGUAUAAAUACGUACGCAGAAACUUGUUCUUGUACAGGUUUAAAAUUGAUGGAGAGCUUUGGCACACUAAGAUAUUAGUUUCAAUUUCGCGAAAAGCAUCCUCUAAAUUUUAGGAAAUGGAUAGUUACGUCAGAAAUAAAGCAAAAACUUUGUUAAAAAAAAAAAAAAAAA
This is a messenger RNA of Solenopsis invicta (red fire ant), 4894 nucleotides long. RefSeq lists its product as uncharacterized. NCBI's taxonomy places the organism in Eukaryota, Metazoa, Arthropoda, Insecta, Hymenoptera, Formicidae. Gene Ontology annotation, molecular function: N-acetyltransferase activity. The transcript is spliced from 4 exons. Bases 1233 to 1985 code for a protein of 250 amino acids. The record is from RefSeq and is a predicted model, not a curated record.